This is a messenger RNA of Micropterus dolomieu (smallmouth bass), 1418 nucleotides long. It is a transcript of the gene ilkap, whose product is annotated as integrin-linked kinase-associated serine/threonine phosphatase. The transcript has 10 exons. The record is from RefSeq and is a predicted model, not a curated record. Lineage: Eukaryota; Metazoa; Chordata; Actinopteri; Centrarchiformes; Centrarchidae. The coding region runs from base 262 to 1350 and encodes 362 amino acids. Gene Ontology annotation, molecular function: protein serine/threonine phosphatase activity; cation binding. Gene Ontology annotation, biological process: protein dephosphorylation.
CUUUGACUAUAUCGCUAGCUUGACGCUAGUAGCGAGCGCUAAGCUAGCCGUCCCCGCUGAAGCAAACAUUCAGCGUUUCCGCAUUUAAAGUAAAUAAAGUGUCGGAAAUCGACCUGUUGGGGGAGUUUGUCUCGUUUCAGGAACCAUUCGGACACUUUACACGCCUGGCUGUAGCGGUACAGGUGCGGACAGGUAGCUAGCUAGCUAGCGUCAGCUCGUCCCCGGCAGCUAGGUGGCUAACACCUGAGCUAACCCGGCGGAAUGGACCUGUUCGACGACCUGCCGGAACCAAAGCAGAACUCCGGUCCAGUUGCAGCGGCUCGACCACAGUCCACCAAAGAAAUAGAAGAAGAAGAAAAAGAAGAAGAGGAGAAAAGAUUAAAACGGAAGCGAGAGGAUGGCGAGCGUCGCGCUGAUGAAAAAGAGGAGGAGCGGGGGGAGAUCAAGAAAGUUUGCAAAGAAGGCCUCCCGGUGCUGAGGGGCUACGUGGCGGCGAGGCGUGGCGAGCGGGAGGAGAUGCAGGACGCCCACGUGCUGCUGCCGGACAUGAGCGGCUGUCUGUCCGCCCUGCCGGGACAAGUGUCUCGUGUUUCGUACUUCGCCGUGUUCGACGGUCACGGAGGAGCGCGAGCGUCUCGAUUCGCUGCAGAGCAUCUUCACCAAAAUCUGGCGAAGAAGUUCCCCAGCGGGGAAACGGAGAACGUGGACAAGCUGAUCAAGAAAUGUCUCCUCGACACUUUCCGUCAGACAGAUGAAGACUUUCUGAAGACGGCGUCCAGCCAGAAACCAGCGUGGAAGGACGGCUCCACGGCCACCUGUGUGCUGGUGGUGGACGACACGGUGUACGUGGCCAAUCUGGGAGACAGCAGGGCGGUGUUGUGUCGGAUGGAGGCGACAGGAGGAGCAGACGGACGGAGGAGGUCGGUGACUCUGGCUCUCAGUAAAGAACACAACCCGACCAUCUACGAGGAGAGGAUGAGGAUCCAGAGAGCAGGCGGCACCGUCAGGGACGGCAGGGUGCUCGGCGUCCUCGAGGUGUCUCGCUCUAUCGGAGACGGUCAGUACAAACGCUGUGGGGUCAUUUCGUCCCCCGACGUGAGGAGGUGUCAGCUCACAGCCAAUGACAGGUUUAUCAUCCUGGCCUGUGACGGUUUGUUCAAAGUGUUUUCUGCAGAUGAAGCUGUGAAGUUCGUCCUCGGCGUCCUGCAGGAGGGGAGCGUGGAGCCGAGGCCGGGGCUGACGGAGGAGGAGCUGAGGUUUGAAGCCGCUUGCCAGCAGCUGGCCAGCGAGGCGGUGAGGCGGGGCUGUGCCGACAACGUCACCGUGAUCUUGCUUUCUAUUGGCCUCUGAACACGCACGUCUGAUUGAUCUGUCUCCUCGUUGUCUUGUCUGUUUGUCAAUAAAAACCUUUUUCUUUA